Molecule: messenger RNA, 3709 nt
Organism: Musa acuminata AAA Group (dessert banana)
Lineage: Eukaryota; Viridiplantae; Streptophyta; Magnoliopsida; Zingiberales; Musaceae
Product: BTB/POZ domain-containing protein At5g47800-like
Exons: 9
Coding region: 1864-3504 (546 amino acids)
Source: RefSeq, a predicted model, not a curated record
ACCACACUUCCCGGGGAUGAGGUGGAGAAGCUGGUGGUUCUGUGGCCACGAGAAGAGGUCGUGGCGGUUGACACUCCAUCGCCUAUUCUCGUGUUCGCAAGCUUCUUCCCCACCUACAAUUUAGCUCCGAUGCUCCACGCAAGAACAGGUCAAGCAACGAUGCGUCUCUCCAGGCUGAACGUUUCUUACUUGGGCAGAGGAUUUAUUAAGCUUGUGAUCUUGCCAUUUAAUUGGCCAUCCACAUAUCAUUUCCUUUCCCUUUUGAUCCAAAGAUUUCCGCCCACCUGUAGCUCUCAAGAGAAUUCCUGAUCAUCGUAAAUGGCGACCCAAGGACUGAACCCUAGCAAGAACACCAGGAGGGAGAGAUCACCAGAGGACGCCAAGAGUGCUGCCGCACUGGCCAUCGACUCGCCCCGCCACGGCGACUCCCGGCCGAUGCUCACCAAGCAAGCCAGCCAGAGAGCCAGCUGCCUGUGCUCGCCGACCACCCACGCCGGGUCCUUCCGCUGCAGGCUCCACCGGAACUCUCUCCAUCACUCCAGCGGCUCCGUCGGCUCCGGCUUGUCUGAGCUUGCCGAGAAAAUUAAGUUCCGGUAGGGACAUGGCGGUGGUUCUCUUCCGUGUCUCCCAUGGAGGACGCAAGCGCUGCUCAUCUUCUUCCUUAAUCAUCUCGGUGGAAACUGUUCUUUGUGCCUUUCCAUGGAGUUCUUGUUCUCUGUGUAUAUACAUUGGAUGACACUGUAAUCUGUGGUGUAUGUCAUGUAACUGAUCUCGUUCUUUCUCUGUACAAUCAUGCUCUUCCUUCUCUGAUGUUUCUUGCUGUCAUCCACUGUUGCGAGUGAGGAUUAAAGUGUCAGGACUCAGAUUACAGCUUUAAUGGCCUUAUCUUCCAUGAAGAAAAGAGCAGACAACAUGGGAGCCACCGGUUGAUCAUUUAGCGCAGACAAGAUGAUGCAGAUUUGUACGAGACGGCAGACAACCUCAACCAGAAGAAUCACAAUGGAAGUGGACUGCCGCCAUGAUCUCGAUGAGGGAGGAGAGAGCGCCUUAGAGGGCAGCACAUGCUCGACAGCGAGAUCCCAACUUCAGAGCAGGAAGGGACGUGGAAUAUACUUUGUUAGUGGAGUGUGGGGGAGACAACGGUAGGUGUUCACUGUGGAGGUAUCUCCUUCUUCCACCUCUUUGUGGAGUAGCUCCCACCAUGAGGCUUCAAUCAUGGAGCACCAAAGGCGAGAGUCGGGGUGGAGUGGGAGGCAUCCUUUGGCAUUUCAAUGAGCUUAUGAUGCAUCUCACUAUGGAGUUUGUGCACAACAAAAUACUCCAUUUCAAUCAUAAGACAUUGGCCACAAGAUUCUUCUGCCUCUGCUGUUUCAAGGGAGUGAUGAUGCUGCCUGCUCUACUGAAAAGCUUGCCAUGGUUUACCAGUUGGAAGGAAUCUAUACGAGCUGGGGUUGUGACAAAGGGGUUUUCCUCCACUGCUAGCAUCCCCAAUGUUCUUGAGGUAAGCUUUUUAGGACACUUCAAAACAGAGACCCAAAAUCCAGCCUCUCUCUCUGUCUCUCUCUAUGUAUGUGGAUCCACCAUCUAUCUCUACUUGUUCAUGAUAUAUUGAUAUACUCGUCACUAUUGAAAAUAAUCUACAUGCAAGUUGUGGUUUAGACCAAAGAAAAUUUCUCCACCAGCAGAUCACCUACUUCCCUUUACUUGAGUAUUGGUGAGAGGCACUGAAGCCACAGGCUGUUGAUAUGCUGAGAAUGAACAUUUGCAGCAUUUAAAUGGCUGAGGUUCAAGGACGACAGAAUCACUGAUCUGUAGUGGAAGAUCUCAUGUCAUUUGUGGAAGGGAAGAACCACAGCAGUAAGGAUGAAGUACAUGAAACUUGGAAUAAAGCCAGACACUUUCUACACAGGGGAAGCUACAAGAUCAGUGCUAUCAGAUGUUCCAACUGAUCUCAUCAUUCAUGUUAAUAGCACCAAAUACCUCUUGCAUAAGUUUCCACUUCUGCCGAAGUGCGGUUUCAUCCAACGCCUGUGCUCCGACACCGACACCGACGCCGGCCAAGCAAUCCCGGUGGCUCUUCAUGAUGUUCCGGGAGGGGAAGAAGCCUUUGAGCUCUGUGCCAAGUUCUGCUACGGCAUCACCAUCAACCUCAGCGCCCACAACUUUGUGGCAGCACUGUCUGCAGCAAAAUUCCUGCGCAUGACCGAGUCGGUGGCCAAAGGAAACUUCAUCGCCAAGCUCGAGUACUUCUUCGAGUCAUGCGUCCUCCAAGGCUGGAAGGACUCGAUCAUGGUGCUCCAGUCCAUGUGGAGACAGUCCGGGUGGUCGGAUGAACACAGGAUCGUGCAGCCAUGCAUGGAUUCCGUCAUCGAGAAGAUCCUCAUCCAUCCAUCGCAGGUUACAUGGUCCUACACCUACACGAGGCCAGGCUACAAGAAGCAGCGACAUGGCGUCCCCAAGGACUGGUGGACCGAGGAUGUUUCCGAUCUCGACCUCGAUCUCUUUCGAUCAAUCAUCUCCACCGUCAGAUCCACCAAGAAGCUCCCUUCGGCUCUCGUCGGCGAAGCCCUCCAUGUCUAUGCCUGCAGACACAUACCGAGCCCACUGGACUUCCAAGCUCAGAGCUCUGUAGCACGAACUGACGAAACCCCGAGCAAGCACCGACGAGUGCUCGAGGCCAUCGUGAGCAUGAUCCCGACCGAAACAGCAUCCGUCUCCGGCAGCUUCUUGCUGAGGCUUCUUAAGCUUACAAUCUACGUCGGAGCCUCUCCGUCUACCAAAGCCGAGCUCGUGAGACGAUCAGGUCGCCAACUGGAUGAAGUCACUGCAAGCGAUCUGCUUCUUCCGGCGGGCACAAACGCCCAGUCUCAUGACACCGGCAUGGUGAAGGCAAUCCUGGAGAGCUUCCUGCUGCAACUCCGCCGACCGAUGCCCCGAGAGGAGACCGAAAGGAUGACCAUGUCCGUGACCAAGGUGGGGAGGACCUACGACUCCUACCUGCGGAUCAUUGCAAGCGAGGGUGGUUUACCGGCGUCGGAGUUCAUCAAGCUCGCAGAGUCCCUGCCUCAAGUGUCAAGAGAGCAACAUGAUGGGCUCUAUGAAGCCAUUGAUACCUACCUAAAGGAGCACCCGGAGUUGAGCAAGGCAGAGAGGAAGAGACUCUGCAGAAUGAUCGACUGCCGGAAACUAUCGCCGGAAGCACUUGCAGAUGCUAUAGCCAACGACCAGCUGCCACUGCGCACAAUCGUGCAGCUUCUGUUCGUCGAGCAAGAGAGGGUUGGAGGCGGCGGCGGUGGUCAACACGCUCCUGUCAUCUCAUCCAAGACCGAGGUUUCAGUGGCCAAGAUAGCUCAAGACGAGGUCACAAGCUCCAGAAAUGGACCGGAGGGUGGACACAGAGCCGAGAAAACGAAGGUGGUGCCAUCACCAUCCGAAUCCAAGAUAGCAGAGGAGGAGAGGAAGGUGAAGGCUGGAGGACUCGCCACCAAGCUCAAGACCAAGUGAACCGAGUCAAGUCAAAGUCAAAAUCGAUGAGGAAUAUGGUGACUGACAUGCUACGAUCAGUUGAUGAUGUUUGAAAUGGCAUGACAAUGUGAGUUUUAUCAUCCUCCUUCUGAAGGAUAAUGUUUGCUUGCAGAGGUAACACAGCAGCCGCCUCCAAAAUCCAUGUCAUGAUUCAUGAAUAAAUAGUACCAUUAAUUCUUUCUCA